CAGGGAAGUCAGCUCAGUUGCGGCCCAUCCACUUCCGGGUUUUGCGUUCCGGGAGUUGCCUUCCACCGAGGCCGCAGUGGCUGCUGGACGCUGUAGUGUGUUCUCAGAGCCAGUGAUGAGUCACUAAGAUCCCCUGACGUCAGGCGCUGGGCGGGGCCAAAGGCAGACGCGGAAGCGGGUGAUGUAGUGGUGAAAAUAUCUGUUGAAUGUUUGACCCUCGUGUGCCAGGAGAACUGAGCAGGACCCAGAGCCCCAUCACGGUGCCUCCACCUCGCUCACUGAUACAUGAGAGACACAGUGACCAGAAGAUCCUGGAACUCACCAACAAGAUCAUUCAGCUGCUGACUGGAGAGGAGUGGGAGUAUAUAGAGGGACACAGGGGUCUGUACAAGGACAUCAUGACUGAGGAUCAUCCGCCUCACACACCACCAGAUUUACCUAAAGAUGCUACAACUGAUUGUCUAUCUGUGCAUAUGAAGGAGGAACCAGUCUCAUGUGAAGGAGGAAACCUCACAGACCCUGACAUGUAUACACCCACAGAUCAUAUAGAAUAUACAUCUGUUCAUAUUAAGGAGGAAUCAGAGUCUUCUGAAGAUGAGGAUCUUACAGACACCAUAAACUGUACACCCACAGACCAUAUACCGUUAGAUUAUAUCUGUGUUAAAAUUAAGGAGGAAUCAAACUCAUGCGGAGAAGGAAGUGUCUCAGACACUGAGCGUUAUAGUCUUCCAGAUCAUCCUCGUACAAAUCACUCAUCCACAAAUGCUGAACACUUCUGUACAGAGGACCAUGGUAAAGGUCAGAAAGGAGCCAGACGUUAUGCUUGCAGUCAGUGUGGAAAGUCCUUCACCUCUAGAGUCAACCUGGUCACCCAUGGAAGGAUCCACACCGGCGAGAAGCCGUUUACUUGCCCUGAAUGUGGCCGGUGUUUCACUAGCAAAUCAAAUCUCAAUGCUCAUCAGAAAUACCACACGGGGGAGAAGCCGUUCAGCUGCAAUGAAUGCGGAAAACGUUUCGUGGUGAAGUCCAAGCUUGAGAGACACCAAAUGAUGCAUGCAAGAGGGAAGCCGCACGUGUGCACCGACUGCGGCAAAUGUUUCUCCAGUCUGUCCAAUCUCAACACCCACCUCAGGUAUCACACAGAAGACAAGCCGUUCCGCUGUACCGAAUGCGGCAAAUCUUUCUUCCUAAAGUCGCGGCUUGUCCGGCACCAGAAGUGCCACACCGGAGCGAGGCCAUAUACAUGCGCCGAGUGUGAGAAAUGUUUCACCAUCAGCUCGGAUCUGGUUAGGCACCAGGCGGUUCACACGGGGAAGAAGUUGCCUUGUUCCGAGUGCGGGAAGUGCUUCACCAAUAACUCGGGCCUGGUCAGGCAUCUGAGGGUCCAUACGGGGAAGAAACCAUUUUCCUGCACGGAAUGUGGCAAAACUUUUACCAUCAAGACCACCCUGGUUCAGCACCAGAGAAUUCACACGGGAGAGAAACCGUUUACCUGCACCGUAUGCAGCAGAUGCUUUAGGCAGAAGAGCACCUUAUAUAGACACAUACAGACACACAGGUAGAACCCUUCUUGGUGAUGAGAUACAGCACGCAUUAUACCAUUCUUCCAAACCGGUUAUGCACGACAAAGAGAGAUAUGACGUAACCGAACAUUGAGGUGUAAGUCAUUAUGUAGCCUACAGGUGUGUUUUCAUACACUGGGCCUUCAAUUGAACCAAACAGCCCCCCACAGCGCACCAGGUUCCGGGCAACAUGCUCACGCUGAGCGUCUUUCUACCUCCAAAUGUGUGUUUUAAUCACAUAAAUGAAACAGCUGUGAGUGAUAAAAUAACAUUGCACUGACCAAUCUGAUGUGCUGCAUAUGUACAUCUAUGUGCGUUUGAGUCUAAAUCUGUAUACCAAAGUGCUGCAGCUUUUUCUCACGCCAAUUUCCUUUGUGUCUCAUCUGCAACUUUGUACAUGAUUAAAUCUAAUUCCUCUGUGGGUCAAGUAGCGUCUGUAGCACACUGUGGGGCAGAUGUAUUAAUCUGGAGAAGGCAUA
Messenger RNA from Pseudophryne corroboree (corroboree frog), 2041 nucleotides. Its product is annotated as gastrula zinc finger protein XlCGF57.1-like. Lineage: Eukaryota; Metazoa; Chordata; Amphibia; Anura; Myobatrachidae. The transcript has 4 exons. Gene Ontology annotation, cellular component: nucleus. Gene Ontology annotation, molecular function: RNA polymerase II transcription regulatory region sequence-specific DNA binding; DNA-binding transcription factor activity, RNA polymerase II-specific. The record is from RefSeq and is a predicted model, not a curated record. Bases 207 to 1562 code for a protein of 451 amino acids. Gene Ontology annotation, biological process: urogenital system development; embryo development; regulation of transcription by RNA polymerase II.